UCCAAGAUUUAUUGUUCUUGUUCAUAAAAUCAAGCUUAGUACCAGUUUAAUAAAAACAAAUUCACAUUUUUGUGCUUUUACAUUUCAGACUAAAGAUAGUGGUGUCAAGUGUCGUUUUCCUACUGAAUUCCAGUUCAUGAAAUAUCUCCAAUAUAAAAUACAUAUGGAACAUCAGUUAAUUAAUUAUGUAUUAAGUUCUUUAAGCAUAUAAACAUAUAGUGCCUUCAUUUCUCACCACAACAGGAAGUGGUGAUCAUGCACUGUUGAAUUUGCAUCAAAUCAUUUGUAUUAUAGAGGUUCAGGUGCUAUAAAAGUUGUUUUUUUGCUCAAGAACAAGUUGUGUUUAAGAAUCCAGCAGUCAGUGAGCAGAAACGUGGGCCUAGAUUUUUUCCUGGUAAAGUCACCUGACACCAUGAGGGUCUCCCUGUUUCUAUAUACACUGGGGAGCAGAGACACUCGUCCUCUUAUUUCGCCUACCAGGAGAGGGGAAGGAGAGCUGGAGAGGAGCUCAGGCGCUGUUGUUGUGUGCUCGCUGAACAUAUAGCACCACUUAAACUCAGUAAAGUCUCAAGUCUUGAACAUCUGACAGCUCAAGAUGUCUAAAGGACCAGCAGUGGGAAUUGAUCUGGGCACCACAUAUUCCUGUGUGGGCAUAUUCCAGCAUGGCAAAGUGGAGAUUAUUGCCAACGACCAAGGAAACAGGACAACACCCAGCUAUGUGGCCUUCACAGACUCUGAGAGACUGAUUGGUGAUGCUGCUAAAAAUCAGGUUGCCAUGAACCCCACCAACACUGUGUUUGAUGCUAAGCGACUGAUUGGUCGUAAAUUUGACGACCCAGUGGUGCAGUCAGACAUGAAGCACUGGCCCUUCAAGGUUGUCAAUGAGUCAACAAAACCCAAGGUGGAGGUUGAAUACAAGGGAGAAGUGAAGACUUUCUACGCUGAGGAGAUUUCCUCAAUGGUCCUCACCAAAAUGAAGGAGAUCUCUGAGGCUUAUCUUGGCAAGCCUGUGAACAAUGCUGUUAUCACAGUUCCUGCUUACUUCAAUGACUCCCAGCGUCAAGCAACCAAAGAUGCUGGGACCAUUUCUGGGCUUAAUGUGCUGCGCAUCAUCAAUGAACCCACUGCUGCAGCCAUUGCCUACGGCCUGGACAAAAAGGUUGGCGGUGAACGUAACGUCCUCAUUUUUGACCUUGGGGGUGGCACUUUUGAUGUGUCAAUCCUCACCAUUGAAGAUGGCAUCUUUGAGGUCAAGUCCACAGCUGGUGACACUCACCUGGGUGGUGAGGACUUUGAUAACCGCAUGGUUAACCACUUUAUAGCUGAGUUCAAGCGCAAAUUCAAGAAGGAAAUAAACAACAACAAGCGAGCUGUGCGUCGUCUCCGCACAGCUUGUGAGCGUGCCAAGCGAACCCUCUCUAGCAGCACCCAGGCCAGCAUUGAGAUCGAUUCCCUCUUUGAAGGCAUAGACUUCUACACCUCCAUCACCAGAGCCCGUUUUGAAGAGCUCAAUGCAGAUCUUUUCCGUGGAACCCUUGAGCCUGUGGAGAAGUCCUUGAGAGAUGCUAAAAUGGACAAGAGCCAAAUCCAUGAUAUUGUCUUGGUUGGGGGCUCCACACGAAUCCCCAAGAUUCAAAAGCUGCUGCAGGACUUCUUCAAUGGCCGUGACCUCAAUAAGAGCAUCAACCCUGAUGAGGCUGUGGCCUAUGGUGCAGCUGUACAAGCUGCCAUCUUGGCUGGUGAUAAGUCUGAGAAUGUACAGGACCUGCUCCUGCUGGAUGUCACCCCUCUGUCCCUGGGAAUUGAGACUGCUGGAGGAGUAAUGACUGUUCUUAUCAAGAGGAACACCACCAUCCCCACCAAGCAAACCCAGACUUUUACCACCUAUUCAGACAACCAGCCUGGUGUGCUUAUUCAGGUCUAUGAAGGUGAGAGAGCCAUGACCAAAGAUAAUAAUAUACUUGGAAAGUUUGAGCUGACUGGUAUUCCACCUGCUCCCAGAGGGGUCCCUCAGAUUGAGGUGACCUUUGACAUUGAUGCCAACGGCAUUCUUAAUGUGUCUGCAGUCGACAAAAGUACUGGAAAAGAAAACAAGAUCACCAUCACUAAUGAUAAAGGACGACUGAGCAAGGAGGACAUUGAGCGCAUGGUGCAGGAGGCCGAGCAGUUCAAGUCUGAGGAUGAUGCCCAGAGGGACAAAGUCACAGCCAAGAACUCCCUCGAGUCUUUAGCCUUCAACAUGAAAAGCACUGUGGAGGAUGAGAAACUGCAGGACAAGAUCAGCCCUGAAGACAAGAAGACCAUUGUGGACAAGUGUAAUGAAGUCAUUGCCUGGCUGGACAGGAACCAGACGGCGGAGAAGGAUGAGUAUGAUCACCAACAGAAAGAACUGGAGAAGGUGUGCAACCCCAUCAUUUCCAAGCUGUACCAGGGAGGAAUGCCUGGAGGGAUGCCAGGAGGAAUGCCAGGAGGAAUGCCUGGUGGCUUCCCUGGUGGAGCUGGAGGUGGCUCCUCCUCUGGUCCAACCAUCGAGGAGGUGGACUAAAUUCUCCAUCUACUGUGUUUAUUCUAAUAAACAAACUGA
Sphaeramia orbicularis (orbiculate cardinalfish) is the source of this 2584-nucleotide messenger RNA. Its product is annotated as heat shock cognate 70 kDa protein-like. The transcript has 9 exons. The record is from RefSeq and is a predicted model, not a curated record. Bases 596 to 2545 code for a protein of 649 amino acids. Lineage: Eukaryota; Metazoa; Chordata; Actinopteri; Kurtiformes; Apogonidae. Gene Ontology annotation, molecular function: ATP-dependent protein folding chaperone; ATP binding.